GACCCGCGCCGGCCUAGGGAAGUCCGGCUGAGAGCAGCGUGGCGGCGGGAACGGCCGCGAUGCAGCCCGAGCGUGGCAGCAAGCCCCAAAGGGAAGGGGCCCGGCAAAAUCGGAGGCGGCCCGGCGGCAGGGAAAAACAGGCAGAAGUCGCUGGAGGUAGCGGCGAGGCUGGCCACCACCGAGGAGGCGGGAGCCGCGGCAGAGGGGGAAGAGGCGGGGGGCACGGCAGGCGAGACGCUCGUGGCCGAGGAGCCGCCGCGCCUCCCUCCGCUUCUCGAUGUGAUCAGUCGGCUGCUGUUGAUCUUGAAUUGCAAGAACAGGAAAAAGAACAAGGGAGUUUCUCAAAAAGAAAGAUAGUUUCCAACUGGCAUCGUUAUGAAGACAUUGAGAAAGAAACACAAAAUGAUAGUAGUGAAUCUCAGCGUGGGACAGACUUUAGUGUUCUCCUUAGCUCAGCAGGUGAUUCCUUUACCCAGUUCAGAUUUACUGAAGAAAAGGAAUGGACCGCAGAAAACCUUUCCCCAAAGCAGCUGUCAGGAUUGUAUGUGGACUGUCAAUCCUUGGUCCAGGCACUUGAGGAACUGCCCCUGCAUCUCAAACUGAAUGUUGCUGCUGAACUGGUACAGGAUGCAACACCUGUAGCACUCCCCCAGAUUAAGCAGAAAAGUAACCCUAUUCCCAUGAGAGGCAGCGGUCCAUUGCAGCAGCCCAUGGGGCAGAAUAGAGUUGCACUGAGCCCUUAUCCUGCUGAAGACUUUGUGACCCAUUUGAUGCUGCCAAACAAAGAUGGUCUUGGAAUUUCUUCAGAGGCCCCUCAGAAAAGCCCUUCAGUUUCAUAUCAAGAAACAGAUGAUUUAGAUGAAGAUCUUGAUCUACUUCUGAAAUUAGAUGCCCCUGUUAAUCCUGGAAAUAACCUUGCAUUGGAAAUGACAUCCCAUGAUAAAGCUGCUGGAGAUGAUUUGAACAUGUCUCAUGAAAAAAAUGAACUGGAUGGAACUGAAGAAGUUCACUCAGCAUCUCAACAGCAGGAAGUUACAUCCAAAAAUAUUACUGAGGAGGAGCUUGAAGACUGGUUAGACAGCAUGAUCUCCUAAGGCCUGUAUUUUGGUUGUCAUACAAGUAACUCAAGAAUAAACUAACUUGGCAGUAGCUAGGUAUAAAAUAUCUAUUUACAAAUAGCUGCUUCAUCUUGAAUGUUACAUGUAGUUAUGCUUCAUAUGUAGUUAUAUUUUCCAGACAAAAGAGUUCUUUGCACCCAAGUGUCUAAAGAAAUGUAAUAAAAUUUGAAAUUCUUUGAAGGUGGCUUUGGCUGCAAAUGAAUACAUACAAUGGAACAAUUUUGGUUUUGCAAAAUAAAAUAGUGCUAAUAUAUAUGGUUGUGUAUAGAUGAUAUAGUUUGUGGUGUGACUUCUGUUAGGUGCAUAAUUCAAAGAAAUAUGAUGAACAUGGAAGUUUUGUUUUGUAAAUUCUUUAUUGCACUGGAUAUUUUUAUUAGAAAGAAAAAUGCAUAAACAUGGCAAUAGUACCACUAAUUUACCAAAAAGCAUCAAUUUUAUUUGGCCUAAAAUUUAAUUUUGUAAGGUUGUGAGACAGUGUUUUAAUCAGCUGCAUCUAAUAAGCUGUUCUGGACCAGAUAUAUGACUAAUCUUCAAGUAUCUCAUACAGUAAGACAGGAAAGCAACACAACUAAUUAACAAAAAUGUCAAUCUAAAAGGCCAACAUUAAAAAAAAUUGCAUAGCUAUGUCUGCAAGGUUUAAGGCACUUAAUUAGGAUUUUAGGGACAAUAAAGAUUUCAAAAGUUUUACACAUUGAAGUAUUUAAAACUUUCUACUGCUAUUGUUUACUAAGAAAUGACAUGGGGGCUGUCAAUAUUUCAAUAUAUCAUAACAUGACUCAACAACUGUGGCAUUGUCACUUGACAACUUAACUUUUUUAAGUUGCAGAUGUUGUGUAUGUAAAUUAUAUAGCCCUUUCAACUACACUGUUUCCUAUUCCACAAGGUUUGAGAUAAGCACAUAUCAUUUCUGAACCAGAAAAUGGAAUUGAAAUAUUUAAGCAUUUUUGUAUUUUUCCAAUAAGGUCUGCUUCUGCUAGAUGCAAAAAGCCCAGUUUGAAUCAUCAAAAAUCAAGCAAAUUACAUAACAGUAUGGAGGGAUUAAACAGAUGCAAUGUCUAUAUUAGGCCAUUGAAUGGCAAGGGUUUUUUUGUUUUGAUGUUGUUGAGUGCAAUAUUUCAUUUGUUGAUAAGUUUAUCCAAGUUGAUCUUCAUACUGUUUACGAAAGCAAUCUCCAGCUGGGAAGAAAUCCCAGCAUCUUUCUUGAUACAUUUUCCACACAUAUGACUCCUGCAAGACAAGUAUUUUUCAAUGUUUGAAAAAAAUCCAUGGAGAAAAUCUGUUUCCCUGUGAUUAUAUCUAUUCCAAGAUAUGUAAAGUUUCCACAGGCAACUUCUGUUAUUAGAUAGCAGUUCCAGAAAGGGAGCUGCUAUCUAAUACCAUUCUGGAUACCAUUCCAGAAAGGGAGUGUGCCAAUGAGCAGGGAAGAAAAGAGAAGGGUGUGGAACCACAACCAUCUGCAUGGCCAUUCCUACCCCCAAGAAGCAGAACAUGCCUCUAAAGCCAUCUAUAUCUAAAGAUCUGUCAUUCCUUCUGCUAGAAUAGGCAAGGAUAGGUCUAUUGUUGGAGCCCUCUCUCUCUCUAGUCAGCCCAGUUGGAUUGUGCUCAGUUUAUGCUAAGUUGGUUUGAUUGAGUAUUGCUGAAAAUAGCUAUGGUAACUGGCUUAUUUUAAUUCUAGUAGCUUACACGUUCAAGAUAAACUCACUUGAGUGCCUCAUCAUCCACUUGAGUAAAAAGCAGUUUAUGAAUUUGUAGCUUUGGUAGAAUUUAAAAUCUUCAAGAACUAUGUAAAAAUCAUGUUGUCAAAUGAGAAUAACUUAAAAUCUUAGGUGAGAGCUUGUUCAGGCACCUUUUUGUGGUUUUGUUUGGUGUUUGCUAACAUGAGUUGUACCAGUACCCCCUGCAUUACUUAUUUGUGUAUGCAGCUGUAAUGCGCAUCAAGACCACACAAGUUGUGCCGAGGCUCAGCUGUCUUGUACUGAGAUUUAUGUACCACCAUCCUGCCACCCCUUCCUUCUGUCCUUCCCUCCCUAUUCCAUCUCCUAAAUUCACCCUUAUCUGGAUUGAUGAUCCUAUUUUGCUCUCACAGGUCUUGUUCACUAUUAGAUGCAGUAAUUAAUGUAUACCUACUUGUCCAGUGUGUUCAGUUUCAUCCUUAUUAAUGAGAUACAUCAGAAAGAACCUAGAAGAAGAAUAUGAAACUACACAUGAUGUUUUAACUGUAGAGUCCUGUUUAUGUUUCUUGAAGUAGCUAAAAAGGAAAUGUCUUAAACUUCAUUUGCUGGUUCAUUACUGAAAGCCUCCCCAUCUUCUAAUAUUUAUAAAAGUCCUUAAAAUAUAUUGGACAUUAAUAAAGGUAAAACUAAACAGGUCUAUGUCCACAGGUUCACAGUCCAAAUAAAGCUGACAUAUCCAAUAAGAAAUACAAAAAGAGGAAAAGCAAAUAAUUCAUGGGUAAAUGAAACAGAUCUACUGAAUCAAAUCCAAAGCCCUGCCAGCUUGCUGCAAUCAGGUCAAAGUGGUGAUGGCUUUCUAUUUUUCCUUUCAGAUUAUUCUCUUUUCAUCAAUCAACUUCAUUUCAGGGCCUUUUUAGGGGCAUGUUGCAGAACCAAGGAAGCAUGAGAUCUGCAUAUCUAUGGCAUUACCUGACAUUCCCCACUUCAGCCCCCACUGGUAGCAGAAAGUCAGAUUGCUUACCUCUAAUUUUUUUCAAGUGGUCAUCUGUGCAUUCACAGAUGACCACUUGAAAUUAUAACCCUAGAAGUCGAAGUCUUAACCCUUUCCUCACCCAUGGAAGCCAGGGAGCCUGUUUUAUGUUACAGAGCUGCCACCCUCUCCUGCUGGUAUAUAAGGAAGGGCUCUCACCAUUUUCCCAGUUCAAGGGGACCAGCAUUUUGCCCUCAGAACCAGGAAGGAAGGGCUGGUCAUGGCUCAACCCAUACCAAUCCAUUAUGGAUCUUUAGAAGGGGAAAAAGGGUAUAGAAGAUCAGGAAUGUUGUUAGCACUCUCACAGAGCCAGUAGUUGGGUUGUAUGAAUGCACAGGGGACCACUUGAAGAACAUCAGUUACAAGUAAGCAACCUGUACUUUCUUUUUCAUGGUCUCUGUGCAUCACACAUGUGGGCAAUCAGCGAGUUUACAUUUGAGUGGAGGUGGUGAGGUAUCAGUGGAGGACCACUUGACCAAAGGCACAGUCUUGUCUGGCACAGACAUCAAGCCAGUGCUGUUGGAUACAGCUUGAUGGAUGGACCACGUAGCUGCUCUGCAUAGCUCUUGUAGUGAAAUGCCAGCAUGCAGUGUCAUAAAUGUCACCAUUGCUCUUGUAGAAUGUGCUAUUGGUUGGUCAGGUACUUGUAGCCCAGCCAGUCAGGCUAGUUUGAUAGCCUCAGUGAUACAGUGGACAAGUUGCUGAAUACUGAUAGGUUUGCCUUUUGAUCAUUUACUGUAUGAUAAAAAGUCUGUGACUGGCAGAAGGACUUUGUUUGGGACCAAUCGAAUACUAGUGCUCUUUGCACACUGAGGGCAUGAAGAGCCAAUUCCACCUGAUUUAGGUAGAAGUGACUUUUGGCUGAUUAAUGGCAAACUGCUUUGUCCUUAUGAAAAAAUAAGGAAUGGUGGGUCAAUCUGUAACUAUUUGCUUGCUCUUCUGGCUGAUGUAAUCACUACUAAUGUGACCUUACAGGAGAGAAGAUGUAGAUCCACAGUGGCCAGGGAUUCAAAUGAGGGUCUUGUGAGCUCUUGAAGAACCACUGAUAGGCUCCAUCCAAGCACAAUGGAACAAAUGGGAGGUGUAAGGUUGUGCAGACAUCUGAGGAACCGACGGGAUAGAGGAUGUGAGAAGAUGGAAAAAAUUUUGACCAUCUUGUGGAAAGCAGGGAUUGCCUCCAAAUAGACUUUGUUUCAGGCCCUUGUAGUGGAGUGAGUGUAGGAACUUGAGGAUUUAUUGAUCAUCUGGUGUGGAUCCAAGUUUUCUCCUUGAGCAAAAGUCACAAAUCUGUUCCAUUUGGUGUUACAGGAACGCCAUGUGUUCAGCUGUAAUGCUAUAUCUAGGACCAAACUGAUUGGAUCUUGGGAAAAAUGGGGCUUCUAAAGUUAUUGGCUGACCUUCCAUGCCAUCAGCUGGAUGGUCCCAACAUCCAGAUGCAAGAUUAUUCCUUAGUCCCAAGAGAUAAUGUCUGGUCACGUCAGCAGGCAGAUGAAGGUUUGAUUUGAUAGAAACAGGUGGGUGAACCUUGCCUUUUGUGGCCACCACAGGAUGAAGGAGGUAUUUCCUCUCUAGAUCUUCACCAGCAUCCUGAAGGGAAUCGUGGGAACAGGUAGAAAAACAUCCCUUCCCGUCAGAGAAGGAAUGCAUCUUCCAGCAAACCGUGGCUGACCCUGGCAUGGGAGCAGAACAUCUUGCAUACUGCAUUGGCUGGCAUUGUAAAAAGGUCCACAGAAGUGAUCCACCAGAGCUACAAGAGCUGUUUUAAGAUGUCUGGGUGGAGUUCCUAUGUGUGAGUCUCUUUGGACCUCUUGCUUAAGUCAUCUGCUGUGGUAUUUUGGGUCUUGACUAGAUCAAUGGCCAUGAUGGUGAUGCUGUGUUGCAGACAACAGUCCCAGAUGAGUAAUGUGAAACAGGGAGAUGCAGACCUUGUGCCACCUUUAUUAUUCAGAUAGAACACCAUCAUAGUGUUUGAGGCAUCUGAAUGUGCUUGCCUUUCAGGAUGGGCUGGAAGACAAUCAAAGCCUUCUGGACCAUGAGAAGCUCAAGGUAACUGAUGUGAUUUGAGUAAUCCCAAUCAGCCCACAAUCUAGUAAUACCGGGCUCGAGCUGGGGCCAUAGAGCACAAUUGAUCAAUGCCACUGCUCUGUCUGUAGGAAGGUAAGCCCAUUAAGAAAUCCAGUGUUGUCCCAGUGUGGAGGAUUGACUGGGAGGUGAGAAGUACAGAUUGUUAAUUGUGCAUUUUUAAUGCACACUUUCAGAAUAGUUUGCAUGUUCUUCCCAGGAUGGAACAACAGUAGCCAGUCAUCCAGAUAAGGAAGAACCUGAAUUCCUGGCCAUACCCUUGGUGCAGACUCGAGGGGCUCUGGAAAGGCUGAACAGAACCAUUGGUUCCGAUGGGGAACUGGAGAAAAUGCCAAUAGUCUUGAUGAAUAGACACAUGGAAAUAUGUGACCUUCAGAUUAAUCGAGGUGAACCGGUCCCCUUGGCACAUCAAUGGCAGAAGUUUCUGCAGCAAGACCAUGCAGAAUUUCUUGUGGGGGUAUAAUAGUUCAUGUCUCACAGGUCUAACAUGGAGUGGAGGCCACUGUCCUUAGGAAUGAGGAAGUACCACCAAAACAGGAACUGGAUGGAGAAACAAGUCAGAUUAUCCCCUUACAAGUCAGAACAUGGCAACCUCCACAGUCAAAGUGGGAGAGCAGACUGUAGUUCAUAUGGUUCUGAGAGGUGGAAAGAUUAUAUGCAGUAUCCAUUCUCCACAAUGGAGAGGACUCACCGAUAUGUCAUUAUGGAUUGCCAUUUGUGAAGAUGAUCAGGCAGCCUUUGGACCAGACUUGUGCCAAUGGAAUGGGACUGGCUGAUGGUGGUAGUCAGUGGCAUUGCCUCUCAAUCUGCAUCUCUUGUUAGGCUGCUGGAAACGGAAGGCAUCUCAUUGGUGCAUGGAAAGAUGGUAUUGACCCUGGCUCACAUGCCCUUGAUAGUUGAGAUGGAACAAAACUCCCCCUCCCACACCCACCGCUGCUAUUGCUCUAGGCUUCUGGAUACUAUUCAGUUUCUCAUUGGUUCAUGUAUUGAAGAGUCCUUCUCUGUCAAAAGAUAGCUCUUCAAUACAGGACUGUUAUCUCUUUGAAAAGGCUAGCUGCCUGAAGCCAGGUGUGUUGCCAAAUUACCACUACACAAAUUGUCACAAAGUGCCCUGGAAUCACAAUUGAUGCAGUGAUGAACAGUAUAAUUUGCUACCUUAAUGUUGAAGGGCCUCUGCCUGGAAUACCCUAGCCAGUUCGCGGUGUUGUUCCAGAAGGAACUCAGGGCAUCCAUCUUCUCCCAUAGGAAGACUUGAUAUCUUCUCAUGGUGCCCUCAUAGAUUGAUACCUGAAGAUCUAGUCCCAUUGCUGCAUAGACCCUCCACACAAUGGCGUCCAGGCAGUGUCCCUCUCAGUCAGCUGGAGUGGUGUGCUCCCUCUAUGUCUGACCCUGUGCUGACUAUACAGUGACUGAGUUCAGCGGUAGAUGGUAGAGCAGGAAUGGGAUGUCCCUCUUCUGGACCUGGUAAAGCUCUCCAAAUGUUGGCUGUGGCUGUAUUGGGGCCUUUCACAGUUUCUUCCUGCUGUGAAGUAGUGUGGGAAGGAACAUAAUGGUCACCAGCACAGCUUUCCCCAUCCAGAUGAUGUUGGAGACUAGAUCUACCAGUGGCUCAGUGAGGCAGUGGAACCGGACCAGAGUGGAGGCAGUGGAACUGUCAGCAUGGACAUCUAUGGUCCCCACAGUUUCAUCAAGUGGUAAGGAGACCACUGAUGGAUCCUUUCAACAUGGUGGGACAGUUCCACUGGUGGUGGCAGUGCCCAGUAUGGUUCUCAAACCCAGGCUAUCUUUGGUGGUCAGUGACUCAAGGCUUGGGAUGUUGUUGGAGAGAUCAUCCUAUGCGAUGGACAAGCUACUGGGCUGGACAGUAGCAUCCUGGGACAGUAGCAUUUCAGAUGCAGAUACCGAGUGUGCCUUGGUGGAGACAUAGGAGGAAGGCUGGUUGGCAUAGAGGGUGAGGAAUCCCAUAUUUCGCCCUUGGAGAAAGAUGAAACAGCAGCUUCACUCUGUGCCAUUGAACCAGAUGAGGGAGCCAUCAUUGGAACCACUGCUAGGAUUAAUGGUCAACCCAGCACUGGAACCAUGGUCAGAGCUGCUGGCAGAACAGUGGCGUGAGCCCUUCCAAGGCUGAAGGUUAAUGGUGUCAGGCCUGUUUUGGGGGCUAUUCCUUGCCCUUUCUGAGCACUAUUUUCUCAGUGGCCACUAUUGUGCAUGCCCUUUUGGCUUUCCUCUUAAGGUUGUGGAGCCCCAGCAGCUGCUGGUGGGACUUCAGAUGUGUAGGCCACCCAUGAAGAUGUUGGGUGUUCAGGUGAGGCCAUUGUCUCCAAUUCCACAGCCAUAAGGGUGUGGCACCACGAUUAUAUUUUGAGAUGGCUGGUUCAAUUCUUGCAAGCCUGUCUGGUAAAUGGCUGCCAAUGAGGGCAGUAAUCUACCCUGUGGUUUUCUCCCACGCCAAAAAGGGCACAGAGAGUGCCUGCCCAUCACUGGCAUUUUCACCAUGCUUUGAAUGCCAAUCAGGGAGAGAAAAAAGGUGAAUUAAAAAGAAAAAUAGUUCAGGUGAAUAGUUCAAAAAGAGAUGGAUGAUAUGAAAGGGGUUGUUUUUUUGUGAAUAAGGGUAGGAACAAAGUAUGGAGGUAGAAAGUGAGCAAAAGUGAUACUUUUGGAGUAGAUAGAAGGAAAAUACGAGAUUUUGCUUAGGUUAAAGAUGCUAGGAACAGGUCCAAGGCACCCAAAAUGGUGAUCAGAAAAGAACUGGGGAAAUAGCUGGAGCCCUGCCCUUAUAUAUUAGUGGGAGGGGCUGUGGCUCUCACCAAAAUGAGCUUAUUAAGGAAAAUCUGACAACAGGCCCCACGCAGAAACAGUGCCCAUAUGUGUGAUGCAUGGAGACCACAAAGAACACCACUGUUGUGUAAGUUUUCUACUGCCACAUCAGAGGACCCUCGUUUUGUGGACAUGACUUCCUAAUGGUGGCCUUCAGAGCAGCCUUUCAGGGAGCUUAAAAUUGCUCCCUAAGGCUGCUAUCCUAUACAUACUUAUCUGGGAGUAUCACAUGAAACUCAGUAGGAUUUAUCUCUGAAGAGCCAUACAUGUAAUAGCUCUGUAAAACAGAACUAACCAAGUUUCAUUUGCUGAAAAGCCACAUAAUGACAUUUAUAUUACUAACACAGAUGAGCAUAAUAUAUACUCACAAAUAGUUGGCCAAGUUGUGCUCUUGUAAAGUAUGCAUUUCAAACCCAUGGGGUGUUGUGUCAAAAUAGUCAUUACCAAUUCCACAAAUAAAACAUUUGGUCUAGAAACAAAAAAGACAUUUAAAUCAAAUACAUAUUAUAUUUGAUUCUUAUGAGUAAUUACUUUAGAAAAACAAUGCAAAUCAGUAUAGGCUUGUUAAUACCUCCAUGUCUUCUUUAACUUGCUCCUGUUGGUCCCUUAAUUCACCAAAGGCAUCAAUAAUCAGACCUAUGUUUGAGUGGAGUUGAAACAGAAGUAUAAAGAAUGAAACUACCCACAUUUUUGAAAAAAAAACCACUUGUUCCAUUUGUACUCUUGACAAUUAAAAAGUAUUGUUUAAAA
This is a messenger RNA of Varanus komodoensis (Komodo dragon), 9470 nucleotides long. It is a transcript of the gene AVEN, whose product is annotated as apoptosis and caspase activation inhibitor. The transcript has 6 exons. Gene Ontology annotation, biological process: negative regulation of G2/M transition of mitotic cell cycle. NCBI's taxonomy places the organism in Eukaryota, Metazoa, Chordata, Lepidosauria, Squamata, Varanidae. Bases 60 to 1094 code for a protein of 344 amino acids. The record is from RefSeq and is a predicted model, not a curated record.